This is a messenger RNA of Drosophila ficusphila, 840 nucleotides long. Its product is annotated as PSME3-interacting protein. The transcript has 3 exons. Gene Ontology annotation, cellular component: nucleus. The record is from RefSeq and is a predicted model, not a curated record. The coding region runs from base 15 to 764 and encodes 249 amino acids. NCBI's taxonomy places the organism in Eukaryota, Metazoa, Arthropoda, Insecta, Diptera, Drosophilidae.
ACGAGAAAUAAACCAUGAGUUCGGGGUUUGUGACUGAAGCUGAGGCCGCUGAGCAGCGGCAGAGACGUCAGGAGGAAUGGGAGCGUGUACGUCAACCUGAAGAUCCACUGGAACGACCCGAGGAACCCUACGACGGACGGUCCUUGUACGAACGCCUUAAACAAAAUAAGGACAAAAAAGACAUGGAGUACGAAGAGGCUCACAAGCUUAAAAACCUCAUUCGCGGUCUGGACGACGAUGAGGUCCAUUUCUUGGAGCUUGUAGAUGCCCACAAAAUGAACGCGGAGCGCCAACAAAUGCGCGAUGAGGAGCUUGAGCUCGAGGACUUUCGGAAUCGCGUGGAGAAGUUGCAGGAGGAGAGUGUAGACAAGAAGCUGCAAGCGGAGCUGAAGACCACAGCAAAGUCCGGUGGAGCGUCUGCCGGGCGCAGCACCCAAAAGUCGUUACUUGGCCAGGGCAUCAAGCGAAAGAAUGGAGAACAGCCUACCACCAGCAAAGUAGCCAAGAAUGCGGAGGGUGAGGUGCCCCAAACAACCGCGGAGGAGGCUGUCAAGGAGUCGCCGGUCAAGACAACGAACACUACGCUAACCACAAACAAGUACGACCAGGGAGCCUUAAAAUGCAUUGCUGUACUGCCAGGCAUCGGUUCCUACACAGAGUCCAGUGACUCAGAGGCCAGCACGGACGAGGAAGAACCAGACCUAUGCAGCAAGACCGAUCUGUGUGGCCGGAAAAUACCCAAGAAGAAGCAAUGCACCGAGUAGGGUCAGCUUUUUAUUUGGAUUCUUAAUAUGUAGUUUCUUUCCUUGCAAGAGAAUAUAGCCUAGAGUGUAAACGAAA